CAAAUCUCAGGUGGACAUUUUUGCUAGCCAUUUUCUUUGCUUGAGCAAGUGCUGGUUUAGGUUUGGGGCCGAAACAAAUCGACAGAAAUUGCUGCCAGGCGUGUUGCUGUCGGCGGUUGCAUUUGCAAUGAACCGGUGGAAGGAGAAGACGUUACACUUCAGUAGUUAUUUUGCAUAGAUAUAAAUACGCCAAAAGAAGUUAAGAGUAUCAAACCGAUAGCAACACUUCAACGGUACACCUCGCAUUAUCGCAUCUUGAAACACUAGUGUCCAUUUUGUGCAAAGCCUCAGGGCCGCAAUAAGAAAAGAAAAAGAAGUGUGCGUCAGUGUAAUUUCCGGUCGCAUCCGUCCGACGACAGAAAAAGAAAAUGAGAAAAGUGUGGAUUCUCGGGCUCUUGUUCGCCUUCGCGCUGCUGGUGACGGUGACUAAUGGGCACGAGAAGAAGAAAGAAAGUGCGUUUGAGGAGAGCGGCGGCAGUGAACACGGUGGCGAUCAUCAUUCGAAGAAAGGUGAUAAGGGUGAUAAGGGAUACGAGAAGAAGCACGGGCUAGAGAAAUCGGAAAAGGGCAGCAAGGGCAAGGAGGAGCACGAGUCGCACUACGGGGAGGAAGGUGGCCACAAGAAGGAAAGCCACGAUGAGGGUGAUCACUACAAGAAGCAUCACGAGGAGAAGAAGGGCUCGAAGCAUGGCAAAAAGGGCCACAAGAAGGGCCACAAGAAGGGCUCGAAAACUACCGGUUAUCACCACAAGUCGCACAAGGACGACUACCACAAGGAGCACAAGUUCUACGACGAUCACCAUAAGGAGGGCCACCACAAGAAGUUCGGUGAUUUCAACGAGUUCCACAAGAAGGCCGGUGGAGAUCACAAAAAGGGAGGUCAUCACGAGUCUGCGCACAAGGAGGAUAAAUACGCCAAGAAGGGCCACACCGAUAAGGGCCAUUUCGAUGAUGAGCACAAGGGCUGGAAGCACAAGCAUGGCCACGACUCGCACCAUUCGCACAAGGACAGCUAUGGCAAGAAAGGUGGCAAAUCGGGAGGCAGUGAACACGGCUUCAAGAAGGGAGAUGGCAAGCAUUGAUGUGGGUCGGUCACCGCGUGGGUCCAAGGGGCGUCCUGGAAUGGAAUCGCAUUGUUAGCACAAUUUCUACAUUAUAACAAUUUCAUAAUAAACCGUAUAGAUCAAUGUUA
Molecule: messenger RNA, 1192 nt
Organism: Anopheles aquasalis
Lineage: Eukaryota; Metazoa; Arthropoda; Insecta; Diptera; Culicidae
Product: putative eggshell protein
Source: RefSeq, a predicted model, not a curated record